Corythoichthys intestinalis (scribbled pipefish) is the source of this 941-nucleotide messenger RNA. RefSeq names its product sex-determining region Y protein-like. Bases 58 to 909 code for a protein of 283 amino acids. The transcript is spliced from 3 exons. The record is from RefSeq and is a predicted model, not a curated record. Lineage: Eukaryota; Metazoa; Chordata; Actinopteri; Syngnathiformes; Syngnathidae.
GGUCGCCUGCUAUAAAACAUCACGUGGACCGUGUUCUUCAUAACUCCCACUGAAGCCAUGGCUGCUGUAUGGCUCUUGGUUGCUCUGGUGCAGGCCAUCUUGAUGGUAGAAUUAGGCCUAUAUUUUGGACCCACUCCAGCUGAAGCAACACAAGUGGAAGAUUUGUUUCUUGCUGAUGAUUCACUGAGGGGGGCUUUUGAGCUUCUCCACAUUUUGGAUUCCAUGUUGAAACAUCAGUCUAAAGAAGUGGAAAUGGAAGGAAAAACCAAUCAUGGUGCCAAAAGUCACCAGAAUGCCUUCAGUCACGACCAGCAGCCAAGCUACAAUGACAGCAGCAAGGGCCAGCACAAAGAUGACCACCACCACCAGCAGCAGCAGAGCUACAACUUGAGCAAGGGCCAGCAAAACGAUGACCUGCCGGGCUACAACGCGAGCAGCAAAGCCCAGCACAAUGAUGAUCUGCCACUCUACAAUGUGAGCAGUAAGGGCCAGCAAAACGAUGACCUUCCGGGCUACAACGCGAGCAGCAAGGGCCAGCACAACGACCAGCAGCAGCGCUACAACGUGAGCGGCAAGGGCCAGCACAAUGACCACCACCACCACAAGCAGCAGAGCUACAACUUAAGCAUGGGCCAGCAAAACGAUGACCUGCCGGGCUACAACACGAGCAGCAAGGGCCAGCACAACGACGACCACCACCACCACCAGCAGCAGCGCUACAACGCAAGCAGCAAGGGCCAUCACAGUGAUGACCUGCCAGUCUACAAUGUGAGCGGCAAGGGCCAGCAGCAAGGCUACAACACGAGUGGCGAGGGUCAGCGCAAUGAUGACCUGCCGGGCUACAACGCAAGCGGCAAGGGCUUCCAAAGUGACCGACUGGAGAAUAAUGAAUUGUCUUUUUAUCAGUGAAUGUUUAUAGAAACCUAUUGAUCAACUGUUCA